AUGAAAGCCUCGCAGGUUCUCAGUUUCCAAGCAACAACACAGUCGUUACUAAGGAGACCAUGGAAAACAUACAGGGACGGAACCAUAUUCUACGGUCAGCUCAAAUCAGGCUCGAAAAGACAUCCGUUGACGACGAAACAGGGCAACAAGAACUACUACAAGGGCACAAGAUCCUCGGGUAUUGGUAGUUUGGACAGCCGGGGUAGAUACCAUGUCAACUGGGAUAAAGUCAGGACAUAUGUUGUGCCAGCGAAUUUGAACUCGAGCCAGUUGAAACCACUCGUGUCGCCCAACUCUCCCAUGUUCAAGCAGACUACCGAGGGGUAUCAGGAUUCUUUCAAGAGCCCCGUGUUGGCUUUGCAUAACGCGAUCAACUUUGUUGAGAAUGGCUCAAGUGAGAAGGAAUUGGACUGGGAAGAAAUGGGGUAUGUUCACAAGAUUGUGAAUCCCAACUUGGCCAAGGAGGCAUUGGUAAAGGAAGAACUGAGCUAA
Messenger RNA from Lodderomyces beijingensis, 492 nucleotides. Lineage: Eukaryota; Fungi; Ascomycota; Pichiomycetes; Serinales; Debaryomycetaceae. The record is from the annotation of a GenBank genome assembly.